Molecule: messenger RNA, 342 nt
Organism: Gongylonema pulchrum
Lineage: Eukaryota; Metazoa; Nematoda; Chromadorea; Rhabditida; Gongylonematidae
Source: the annotation of a GenBank genome assembly
AUGGUGUAUUCAGAAGAGAUGCUGUUUGGUCUUCUGAUAUUCUCUGUACUGGUACUGCGAGGUGUUUUUUCUGAAAUAGCCCAGGAGCUGCCGAAUCCGUGUGCCGAUGCGCCAUCCGAAUCCGCUCGGAUCAUCUGCGAGCAGCUGCACAAGUGGGACAGGCAAGCACGAGCAAAACCACCAGUGGGAUCACUUGCUGCGCUGCCACCGGCAAUUCCGGGCAAAAUGCGACUAGUUGCUGCCGAGUUGGCCCCAAUCACUGCCAGCCCGUACCAGUGCAUGGAUCUCGAGUGUCUCUGCACAUACCUAAAGGGUCAGUUAUUCGGCUUUUCAAUUUCCUAA